CUCCUCAGCUCAGGUAGCGCUGUCUUCUGGGGCUUUUUCGGGGUUGUUUGUUUGUUUCCUUUUGUUUUUCCUUGAACACAAACACAAAAAGGGAAGACCGAGGAGUUUGCUUGAUGCUUUAGUGCAAUGGACGUAAGAUUUUACUCGCCACCUCCACCUCCUCCACCACCGCCACCUCCGCCACCAGCUCCCCAGUCUGCAGCCGCUCCUGAAACUCCUUGCCUGGGACCUUCUCCUUGCUUGGACCCCUACUACUGCAACAAGUUUGACGGUGAAAACAUGUAUAUGAGUAUGACAGAGCCGAGCCAGGAGUAUGUGCCAGUCAGCCAGUCUUUUCCUGGCCCAAGUCUUGAAAGUGAAGAUUUUAACAUACCUCCUAUCACACCACCUUCAUUACCUGACCACUCACUGGUGCAUUUGAAUGACACAGAAUCUGGUUAUCCUUCACUGUGUCAUCCUAUCAACCAUAAUGGUCUACUUCCAUUCCAUCCACAAAACAUGGAACUACCUGAAAUCACUGUCUCCAAUAUGCUUGGCCAAGAUGGAACACUGCUUUCAAAUUCACUGUCUGUGAUGCAAGAUUUAAGGAAUACAGAAGGAGCUCAAUACAGUUCCCAUCCCCAGAUAGCAGCCAUGAGACCAAGGCUUCAGCCUGGAGAUAUGAGGCAGCCAGGAAUGAUGCAGCAUGGCCAGCUGACUACCAUUAACCAAUCACAACUAAGUGCUCAGCUUGGUUUGAAUAUGGGUGGAAACAAUGUACCCCAUAAUUCUCCAUCUCCUCCUGGAAGCAAGUCUGCAACUCCUUCACCAUCUAGUUCAGUUCAUGAAGAUGAUGGGGAUGAGACUUCUAAGGUCAAUGGAGGAGAAAAAAGGCCUGCUUCUGAUAUGGGAAAGAAACCCAAAACACCCAAGAAGAAGAAGAAGAAGGACCCUAAUGAACCACAGAAACCUGUUUCCGCCUAUGCGUUAUUUUUCCGAGACACUCAAGCAGCCAUCAAGGGCCAAAAUCCAAAUGCUACAUUUGGCGAAGUUUCUAAAAUUGUAGCUUCUAUGUGGGAUGGCUUAGGAGAAGAACAAAAACAGGUAUAUAAAAAGAAAACUGAAGCUGCUAAGAAGGAAUAUCUGAAGCAGUUAGCUGCGUACAGGGCAAGUCUUGUAUCCAAGAGCUACAACGAACCUGUGGAUGUUAAGGUAUCCCAACAACCUCAGAUGAUAAAUGCAAAGCAGUCAGUGUUCCAUGGAUCUACACAACCUCAUUCAGCCUUGUAUCUAAGUUCCCAUUAUCACCAACAAGCAGGGAUGAAUCCUCACAUAACAGCCAUACAUCCCAAUAUUCCAAGGAACAUAGCACCUAAGCCUAACAACCAAAUGCCUGUGACUGUUUCCAUAGCCAACAUGGCUGUAUCUCCACCUCCAUCCCUUCAGAUGAGUCCUCCAAUUCACCCGCACCUAAGUUUACAACAACACCAGCCACUUACAAUGCAGCAGUCCAUUGGGAACCAGCUACCAAUGCAGGUCCAGUCUGCUUUGCAUUCGCCUACAAUGCAACAAGGUUUUACUCUCCAGCCUGAUUACCAGAAUAUUAUCAAUCCAACAUCUACAGCUGCACAAGUUGUUACCCAAGCAAUGGAGUAUGUUCGUUCAGGGUGCAGAAAUCCCCCAGCACAGAGUGUGGACUGGAAUAAUGAUUACUGCAGUAAUGGGGCAAUGCAGAGGGACAAAGCAUUGUACCUUACCUGAAAAUGUCUCAGUAAAGCGCCUCUUCUUUCCACUGAGGAAUGCAGGGAAGUCUUUUCAUCCUGGAUUGCUUUACAUGGUCAAGGCAGUUCUGCAUUUAUUUAGAAAUUAUAAGUUGCUAAGCACUUAGGACUUAUUUGAGCUGGUGGGUCAUUCACUCUGGGAAAAAGUAGUCUUGCUCCUUCCUCCACCCCUCCUUUCUUUUUCUUCCUCCUUCAACAUCCUUUAAUGGACAUUGCUUUUCUUCUUUCCUUAAGGAAGGAGGCUUGGACCAUUCAGAUUUUAUGUUGGUUUUUAUUUUUGCUGUGAAGUGCUGCGCUAGUAACUGCCUUAGCAACUGUAGAUGUCUUGGAUAUAAGUCCUGGAUUUUCCAUUGGUUUUCAUAAUGGGUGUUUAUAUGAAACUACUAAAGACUUUUUAAAUGGCUUGAUGUAGCAGUCAUAGCAAGUUUGUAAAUAGCAUCUAUGUUACACUCUCCUAGAGUAUAAAAUGUGAAUGUUUUUGUAGCUACUUGUAAUUUGAAACUGGCUCAUUCCAGUUUAUUGAUUUCACAAAGGGGGUUAAAUUGGCGAACAUUCAUAUUUUUACUUCAUUUUUAAGCAACUGACUAAUAGUUCUAUAUUUUCAAACUCUUUGAAAGAAAAAAGGGAAAACUAUUCCCAGAUGAAUUUAAUUAAGUGGAAAUUGGCUUUGUGUCAUUAGUUAUACAAAAAAAGUCUAGCGUUGGGAAAAGAGCAAACACAUUUAUUUUGUACUGCCUAAAACUGCUUUUUUAUCACUUUAUGUGUAACAGUUAGUAAACAUCAUUUACGUCCUCUUAUGUAUAAAACUGCCAAAUGCUUUCUUGAUAUUUUAUUAGAUGCAGUAACAGAUUGGAAACAGCUAAAUUAUAACCUUUACAUAUGGCUAUGUAUUAUUGUUUCUUCAUACUGUGUCUGUAUUUAAUCUUUUUUUAUGGAAGCUGUUGCGCCUAUUUAUGAAAUAAUAAAUAUAGGUGUUUGUAAGUAAAUUGGUUAGCAUCUUAAGGAGGAUUUUUUAAACUACUUUUGUUGGCAUCAAUGUAUUUGCUGCUGGUGUGAAUACUAUGAGUUUUUACAGUGAUAUGAAUAAAGCCAAAUUAGCUUUAUCUGGCAAAAAACAAAGAUAAUCAGCAUUUAUUCUGCACUCCAUAUGUUGAUCUAAAACCAAAAGGGAAAAAAAAGAGAGGGGAGCUGAAUCCCUCUUGCUCUGGUCAAAUGCUUUUCGAGUAACUUGAUUUAAAUAACAUUAGUGAUGUUUAAUUAAAGUACCUAAAAUACAUCAAAUGUCUGAUGUGCACAGGGCCUUCCCCAUUCUCUUCUGUGAAGGGAAGCUUUCUGCACAUGCACAUGGUUUGUGUUACAGGCACACAUCAUUCCUCUGCUUGCAGAGAAAAGCAGAGAAGUCUCUGCAUCUAUGCAGCUCCAUGUAAUCCACUGCCUGUAUAACCACUUUGUGAAAGAAUGCCUUUGAUGUUCAAAAACAUCUUCCCAAAAGUGAAGUAGAAUUAUAAUGGAAAACCAAAACGUAAAGUAACCAAAAAUGCUUCAGUUAUGAAGGCAAAAAGGGCUAUGUCAUUAACUUUAUAAGUAGGAAGUAGCAAAAAUGGUAACUUCAGUGCUUCCUUAUUAAACACCGAUUGGUCUAAGAGUAGAAUAGUGAAUGAAAAAAGCCAAACGUUUUAGGCCAUGGAUAGUUCAGAACAACCAAUUAUAUAAGUCGACCCAGAAUGAUACAAGCCAUGAUUCUUCAAAUCAGAGUGAGCCUACCUAGGACAGGAUAAGUAUCAUUUAUUUGUAAG
This is a messenger RNA of Varanus komodoensis (Komodo dragon), 3556 nucleotides long. RefSeq names its product thymocyte selection associated high mobility group box (gene TOX). Gene Ontology annotation, biological process: leukocyte differentiation; regulation of transcription by RNA polymerase II. NCBI's taxonomy places the organism in Eukaryota, Metazoa, Chordata, Lepidosauria, Squamata, Varanidae. The coding region runs from base 127 to 1740 and encodes 537 amino acids. The transcript has 9 exons. Gene Ontology annotation, molecular function: chromatin DNA binding. The record is from RefSeq and is a predicted model, not a curated record. Gene Ontology annotation, cellular component: nucleus.